AUUUUGACGUUUAUACCCCUCGCUCGCUCUCCCCUAACCAAACCCUACACCGUGGCGGCUAUAUAAAAGCCUCGCCCGACCUGGGCGCUAGGGUUCUUCUUCGUUCCUCCCAUCCGCGCCGCCGCCUCCCUCGCCCGGGCGUCUCCCCGCACUCGGAGCUCGCCCGCCCGUCGCCCAACAUGAUCAUCCCCAAGAAGAACCGCAAUGAGAUCUGCAAAUACCUCUUCAAAGAGGGGGUUCUGUACGCCAAGAAGGACUACAACCUGGCAAAGCACCCACAGAUCGACGUGCCUAACCUGCAGGUGAUCAAGCUCAUGCAGAGCUUCAAGUCCAAGGAGUACGUCAGGGAGACCUUCUCCUGGCAGUACUACUACUGGUACCUCACAAACGAUGGCAUUGAGCACCUGCGCAACUACCUCAACCUGCCAUCAGAGAUCGUGCCUGCCACACUCAAGAAGUCUGCCCGGCCGCCUGGCCGCCCAUUUGGCUCUGGCCCACCUGGUGAUCGCCCAAGGGGCCCACCUCGCUUUGAAGGGGACAGGCCAAGGUUUGGUGACAGGGAUGGGUACCGCGGUGGCCCCCGCGGUGCUCCUGGUGACUUUGGUGGUGAGAAGGGUGGAGCUCCUGCAGAGUUCCAGCCGUCAUUCAGGAGUUCUGGUGGUAGACCUGGCUUUGGCCGUGGUGGCGGCAGUGGCUUCGGUGCUGGCCCCACCUCUUCUUCCAUGGAGUGAACUCCCUAGUUUGGACAUGAUGUUUCCCUUCGCUUGAGGAGUUUAAUUUUGAAGGACAGUUAUUAUGUACUAGUAAAUGUUAUCUGGAUCGGCGAGUGCUGACAUAUGCUAAAAAUUAUGCUAUCUUGAUACAUUCCGGUAAUAUUUUUGCAAACGCUUCGGUUUCA
Molecule: messenger RNA, 898 nt
Organism: Phragmites australis (common reed)
Lineage: Eukaryota; Viridiplantae; Streptophyta; Magnoliopsida; Poales; Poaceae
Product: small ribosomal subunit protein eS10z
Exons: 5
Coding region: 180-731 (183 amino acids)
Cellular component (GO): cytosolic small ribosomal subunit
Molecular function (GO): RNA binding; structural constituent of ribosome
Source: RefSeq, a predicted model, not a curated record